Cladocopium goreaui is the source of this 367-nucleotide messenger RNA. The record is from the annotation of a GenBank genome assembly. NCBI's taxonomy places the organism in Eukaryota, Dinophyceae, Suessiales, Symbiodiniaceae.
GUCUUCAAGAACAAGUUUUGGAUCAACACGCAGCAUGCCAUGAACAUCACCGAUUUUGAUUUGCAGCAAGAGAUGGCACGGCGAAAGAAGGAUUUGGAAGACUUGAUGAACUACAAGCUCCCCAAGAAGGGCGAGAAGCCGGCGCCAAAAAAGGAGAAACCCGAGGGCUUGGGCAUUGCGGCGGCGAUGGGAAAGUUGGGCGGCAAAGUGGAAUCCACCUUGGAAAAGGAACCAUCAGUCAAGGUGGCGGACAUCCAAAAGGAUGUGGACGAGGCGGAAGACGAGAUUGAAGAGAAGGAAGAAGCUGAAAAGGAAAAGUUCGAGAAAGAACAGAAAGAACUGAAGGAAUGGGAGAAGGAAUUCGAGG